Durio zibethinus is the source of this 3815-nucleotide messenger RNA. NCBI's taxonomy places the organism in Eukaryota, Viridiplantae, Streptophyta, Magnoliopsida, Malvales, Malvaceae. The record is from RefSeq and is a predicted model, not a curated record.
UUUUCUCAAAAAAAAAAAAAAAGUAUUACGACUACUGCUAAUUCAACGUUACUGCAACUAAACAAACUUAAAAAGGUAAAUAAGCUCGUCUGGCUGGGGCCUUCCAAUUCAGACUCAACAUAAAACAACACAACAACUAAACUAAAACCACAAAUCCACAAUGUAGAAACAAGAAGCAUCUGCUUUCUUUCUUCUUUCUCUCAAGCCAAAAUAAACAAAGCCCUCAUAUCUCUCUGUUGCAAUCUUUACCACUUUCACUCACUGACUUCUCUCUUCUCUUCGGCUUCCUAAAAGGUAAAUGGCUUGAAAUUCUCUUCCUUUACACUUCUUUCUCACGCUACUUUUUUUUUUUUUUUCAUUUUUGCAUUCUUUUAGAUAUAUUUGUCUUUUUUUUUUUGUUCUUGAGAUUGCUGGGUUAUCCUUUGGAUCUGAAAUCUUUAUGCUCCUUUAGCUAAGGAAUUCUGCGUUUCCUUUGAUAUUUUCAUUUGUGUUCAAAGAUUGAGUCUUUUUCUGUCCCGGAUCUCGCGUUUUGAACUCCAUUUGACUUGUUGAAUCCAUGAGGAACUCAUGUCAUCACUUCAUUCCUAUGUCUAUUAUCAUUUUUGCCUCCUUCUUGUUUCAAGUUGUCUUUGCUGCUGACUAUGUACCAACUGAGAAAAUUCUCCUAAAUUGUGGUGAGAAAUCUGAGCUUACCGAUAACGAUAAUAGGAAAUGGACUCCGGAUAUUGGGUCCAAGUUUCUGGUGGGAAGUGGGAAUUCUGUCACUUCCCAAGCUGCCACGCAAGAUCCUGCGGUUCCUGAAGUUCCUUACUUGACCGCCCGGGUUUUUCGCUCUAGCUUCACCUUUAGUUUCCCAGUAGCAGCGGGUUGGAAGUUUGUUAGGUUGUAUUUCUAUGCUAAUUCGUAUGACGGACAGAAUGCAACCAAUGCUUUGUUUUCAGUCACUUGUGGUUUCUAUACUCUUCUUAAGAAUUUCAGCGCUGCUCAAACAAGUGAAGCUUUGAAUUACGCCUUCAUUGUUAAGGAAUAUUCCAUUAACGUAGAUGGUGACCAUUUGAACUUAACAUUUAGUCCCUCUUCGAUGCCUUCAAAUGCGUAUGCCUUUGUUAAUGGGAUUGAGGUUUUGUCAAUGCCUGAUAUUUAUAGUAAUACCGAUGGGAUAACGAUUGUGGGUCAAAAAACUCCACUCACCAUUGAUAACAGCACAGCCCUCGAGAACCUUUACCGACUAAAUGUGGGUGGAAAUGAUAUCCCACCUUCUGGCGAUACAGGUUUGUUUAGGUCUUGGUAUGAUGAUCAGCCAUACCUGUUUGGGGCAGCAUUUGGAGUACCAGGAGCUGCUGAUCCAAAUGUUACAAUUGAUCCUACUUAUAUUGCACCAAAAAAUGUGUACACUACUGCUAGAUCCAUGGGGCCGAAUGCUCAAAUAAAUGAUAAUUUCAAUUUAACCUGGAUGUUCGGUAUUGACUCUGGAUUCUCUUACUUGGUCAGGCUACAUUUCUGUGAGUUUACAGAUAACAUCACUAAGAUUAAUCAGAGAGUGUUUAAUGUCUUCCUCAACAAUCAAACUGCUGAGCAUGGGGUUGAUCUCAUUGCACUGGCAAAAGAACAAGUUGAUGUUCCUGUGUAUAGGGAUUACAUCAUCAUUGUACCUGAAGGGAAUUCACAGCAGUAUCUUUGGCUUGCAUUGCAUCCAGACACGAGUGACAAGCCCCAGUAUUAUGAUGCAAUCUUAAAUGGUGUGGAGAUAUUCAAGAUUAGUGAUCCAAGAAGCAACCUUGCAGGGCCCAAUCCAACCCCUGGUCCAAAACAGGAUUUAGUUGACCCGUCAUUGGCUUUGCAAUCUCAUCAAGGUCCUUCAAAGAACCAGAAGGCAAUUAUUGCCGGUGGAGUCUGCGGUGGAGUGGUUUUAGCUCUCGUUAUUGGUUUCUGCGUUAUUGUUGUUUCACGUCAUAGGCAUGGAAAGGAUACUAGCACAAGUGAUGGUCCAUCAGGAUGGCUUCCCCUUUCGUUGUAUGGAAAUUCACAUUCUGCAGGUUCAGCAAAGACAAAUACCACAGGGAGCUAUGCUUCCUCCCUUCCUUCAAACCUUUGCCGCCAUUUCUCAUUUGCUGAGAUUAAGGCUGCCACAAACAACUUUGAUGAGGCUUUACUCCUUGGGGUGGGAGGUUUUGGCAAAGUUUACAAGGGAGAAAUUGAUGGUGGGACAACUAAAGUUGCAAUCAAGCGUGGCAACCCCCUAUCUGAGCAAGGUGUGCAUGAGUUCCAGACUGAGAUUGAAAUGCUUUCCAAACUCCGCCACCGCCACCUUGUUUCAUUGAUUGGUUACUGUGAGGAGAACUGUGAAAUGAUCCUAGUUUAUGAUUAUAUGGCUCAUGGAACAUUGCGUGAACAUCUAUACAAAACCCAAAAGCCUCCUCUUCCAUGGAAGCAAAGGCUUGAAAUAUGCAUUGGGGCUGCUCGUGGCUUACACUAUCUCCACACUGGUGCCAAACACACUAUUAUUCACCGGGAUGUGAAGACAACGAACAUUCUUCUGGAUGAGAAGUGGGUGGCGAAAGUUUCUGAUUUUGGAUUGUCAAAAACUGGCCCCACAUUGGAUCAUACUCAUGUGAGCACUGUUGUGAAGGGUAGCUUUGGCUAUUUGGAUCCCGAGUAUUUCAGACGGCAGCAGCUAACUGAUAAGUCUGAUGUUUACUCUUUUGGAGUCGUCCUCUUUGAGGUCCUUUGUGCUCGUCCAGCAUUGAAUCCUGCAUUGCCAAAGGAGCAAGUCUGCCUUGCAGAGUGGGCAGCACAUUGUUACAAGAAAGGCAUCCUCGAUCAGAUUAUGGAUCCAUAUCUGAAAGGAAAGAUAGCACAGGAAUGCUUCAAAAAGUUUGCUGAGACUGCUAUGAAGUGUGUGGCUGAUCAGGGGAUUGACAGACCAUCUAUGGGUGAUGUGCUGUGGAACCUGGAGUUUGCUUUGCAGCUACAGGAAAGCGCAGAAGAGAGUGGCCAGGGAAUUGGUGAAAUGGACGGCGAGGGGACCUACGAUGUAACCUGUAAAGGCAAGAAAGAUCCCAAUGCAUCCCAUGGUUUUGAUGGUAAUGUGACAGAUUCUAGGAGCAGCGGGAUGAUUAUGAGUAUUGGUGGUCGCAGCCUGGCAAGUGAAGACUCUGAUGGAUUGACACCUAGUGCUUUUUUCUCACAGAUCAUGAACCCUAAAGGGCGUUGAGAUUAGAAGGGCAGAAGUGACUGCAUUUGGCAAGAGCUUGCCCAGAACUCGGUAAGCCAACACGCUUGGUGUUGUUAGUUGAGCACGGAAUCAAAAUUAGGCUUUCUUUGUUGUAUUCAUUUACUUUUAAUAUAUAUAUAUAUAUAUACAUAGAUAUAGAUAUAGAUAUAUAUAUAUAUAUAUAUAUUAUCCCUUCACUCAAUAUGUUUUGGUCAAGUCAGUUAUAAUUUGUAUGUAAAAUUUCAUAAAGAGUGUAAAAUUAAUGGGUUGCACUGACAUUUGGAUUGAACUAAUCAGUCCUCUACUACUGUGUAUUUGGUUAUGUCACGCGCUUAUUUGAUGAAUGAUGAUACAAAACAAUCUGUCCGUUCCUCCUAUUUGAGAACAAGGAGGAAAGAGGACCUAAAAGAACACUAGCUAAAGGCCAACGCAAAGCAAUGUGGGUGGGGUCCAUGUUAGUUUGGUGUAAAGUCUAGACUGGUCAAUUGGGCGGAUGGAUUUGGGUUGGGUUUUAGUUCAGGCCAAUCUUGGGUCUUGAAAAUUUUAGAUAAUUUUGGUUGGAUGGUUAUAGUUUCGGGUUGUUUUGGGUGAUGAUCAUUUU